ACUACUCUCGCAAACUGUUGCGAAAAAUGGUAAAAGGUGGAAAGCGAUAUUCUUCAAUGAGCAAUGAUGGCAAAUGGUUUGCUCAUCCAGUUUCACCUGAAAACGAGAUGAGGAGUCGUGAGGCCUGUACAAGCACUGGGACCAUGCUGACUCAGGUUAACUCAUCGUUGCCUCAGGCUUUGAACUUGCAGCGCUAUCCUAAAUUGAAAACUCAGCAGAUAUCCAGAGAGUAUCCACUCUCCUACCAUGACAACAAGCUUGCCUUAAAAGACAACAUCACUGUCUUCAGUCAUGGUGUGGGCCGCAGGAAGUGUCUCGAUCACAGACAGCAGAACAUCUCCCACUUCUGCCUGUGCCACAACGGAGCUCACAGCAGCCCUGAAGAGACCGGGGGGGACGUCACGGUUCACCAGGCUGACUUUACGGUGAAACAGGCUGCUAAUGUUCCAGCCAGCACCAGGCAGUUCCUCCGGUUCCCCCGCAACCACAAGCUGAAGUCUGAAGAGGCAGCUUUGGCGCAGGCAGGGGAGCAAGUCAUGUGGUUUGGACGACACGACUCCGACCUCUCAGAGCCCCUGUCAGUGCUGGCAGCUACCAACUGCUCAGCACCAGCCAAGCCCUGAGAUACUCCUACAUGUAAGGCACUAGAUGGCAUCACUGAGAGGGCAUAACAUACAGAGAGGGUCAGGUGAGCUUUCUGAAGGGUCCAGCUGUCAAAUAAAUAACAGGACUAGAAACUGCAGGUUGUGUUUUCUCUUGUUUUGAGAGCUAUAUGGCAGACAUGGAUAAAAAGAAACCUUACAGUAAAGGCUUUAUUCCACAACAACCCAGGUUAGACUGGAAAGUAGACUGUUAACAAUCCACUUAAUGAACUAACAGUGUAUCAUUAGUACAUUUUAUCAUAUGAUUGACUACAUUUAAGUGCUGUAUUUGAUUUGUAAUUUGUAAUUACUUUUAUGUGCACAGUCUAUACAUACUUCAAAUAUAUUUUUAAGUGACACUCUAGUGAUUUGGCAUUACAUUUUAUUAGGUUAGGGGAUUCACAAAAGACAGAUUUAUUUUAUUUAUUUAUUUUUUUAAAAAGUGGUCAAAAACGAAGCUUCAGAGGCUCAGAUAUAUACUGACUUUUCGUCACUAGUUAGGGUCAAGCUCCAAAAACACUGGAUCCUACAUUUCCUGCUAUGCAACUCAUAGUGUCUGUUGUUAGACCUUUUCUGCUGGUCAAUGCCAAGUGGCAACCUCCAGGAUUAAAAAAUGAAGCCAGCGCAGAAGUGCCAAAAACUGCAGUUCCUCUAAUGGCUACUUGAGGCUGGCUCUUGAAGCCAGUAAAUCCCCAUGGAUCGCCAUUUUUAAAAUGCCCAACCUUACAGCAGAAAUAAACAUGUUUAC
Epinephelus lanceolatus (giant grouper) is the source of this 1389-nucleotide messenger RNA. It is a transcript of the gene tex36, whose product is annotated as testis expressed 36. NCBI's taxonomy places the organism in Eukaryota, Metazoa, Chordata, Actinopteri, Perciformes, Serranidae. The record is from RefSeq and is a predicted model, not a curated record.